Molecule: messenger RNA, 1071 nt
Organism: Saccostrea echinata
Lineage: Eukaryota; Metazoa; Mollusca; Bivalvia; Ostreida; Ostreidae
Exons: 1
Coding region: 1-1071 (356 amino acids)
Source: RefSeq, a predicted model, not a curated record
AUGACCAACAUACAUGCAUCACGACACAAAUACAGCUUAGUUGCAGUUCUACUCCUCGUAGCCGGUUUCAUGUUUUUUGUGCCACGAAAACAUUUGACACAAUAUGUAAGAAUCUUAUCCGUUUCCGACCCUAAUCCUUCCACAACACCUCUCAGGAAUAAGAUUGAAACAGUUAUCCUUCCCAAAAGUGCUGAUGGUAUCCCGUAUGCAGAAAUAGAAAUAAUACGAAGAGACUGUGGACAGCUCUGCAAUACAUCGCGACCCGGUACACCAGGUCCUUAUUUUAACCACGUAACAGCACCAAUAAAUUGUGUAGCAAUUUUUAAAAAUGAAUACAUUGACAAAGGGCAUGGGUUGAAAGUAGCACCAAGAAAGAUUCCAGAUAGACUUCUUAAAGACUACACAAUGAAUUUUCAACUGCCAGUAUCUGAGUGGUAUUUCAAUAUGCCAUAUCUGAAUACAAAAAGUAGAACACCUAUAUGGACAAGAGAAAAUGUAGACCAACAGGUCUCUCUAGCAAGGAGAGGAAUUUUAGGUGGGGCUUAUGGCAGUUCAGAAACUAACGCGUUAAGAGAUGGUUUACAGCAUGCUCCUGGCGUCAAAGGUGGGCGUGUCUUGGUCAUAGGUUCUGAGAGUCCAUGGGUUGAGGCAUGCGUAUUGGAGGCCGGCGCCAAGGAAGUUGUUACUCUUGAAUAUGGAGAAAUUAAAUCCCUGCAUCCGCAAAUUAAAGCUUACAUUCCUAGAGAAUUUAGGAAAGCUUUUCUUAACAAGACACUUGGUGAAUUUGACGCUGUGGUAACAUUUAGCUCUGUUGAGCACUCUGGUCUAGGUAGGUAUGGCGACGGGCUAAACCCAUGGGGAGAUAUCAUUGCGAUCGCGAGGGCAUGGUGUGUGACAAAGAAAGGUGGAUCAAUGACAAUUGGAGUUAUGUAUGAUGAUGAAAAAGAUUACAUAAGAUACAAUGCCGGACGAUGGUAUGGGAAAAUUAGAUACCCGUAUCUCGCCACCAACUGGAAACAACACUACAGAGGAAAUGGAAUUCAAAGAGUUCAUGUAUUCAUAAAACCAUAA